Molecule: messenger RNA, 4052 nt
Organism: Polyodon spathula (Mississippi paddlefish)
Lineage: Eukaryota; Metazoa; Chordata; Actinopteri; Acipenseriformes; Polyodontidae
Product: SKI/DACH domain-containing protein 1-like
Exons: 1
Coding region: 374-2812 (812 amino acids)
Source: RefSeq, a predicted model, not a curated record
UUUGUAGCUAAAGCAGCGGCGGGAAUAGCAGCUGCAUUUCUGCGUCUCUCUCUCUCUGUUCAGUUCACCCUUUCCUCUUCUCUAGGCAAAUGGAGAGUAAAAUAAAACAUCGCAGGUAUUACAGUAUAUACAGAUGUCUAGAUAGACCCGAGUGUAUGUCUCAUACCAGUUUAAUCAAUUAGUAUGCGCUCCCAGCGUUAUGGAUUAAUUAUUAUUUUUUUUUUUUUACAAACUUUUAUACUUCUUGAAGCUGCAGGAAUUUAACAGAUAACAGAUUUUUGUUAUUUUGUUAGCAGGAUGCCACGAGACAUUCAGAAUUUCGCGCUGGAAUUUUUUUUUCGCACCAGAUGUGGGGAAUAAUACAACAGACAAAAUGGGAGAUUUGAAUUCUGGUUAUGAAGAGGUGGACGGCGUAAAGCUUGGGUACCUUAUUAUUAAGGGGAAACAAAUGUUUGCCCUUUCCCAGGUUUUCACCGAUCUUUUGAAAAAUAUACCAAGAACUACUGUGCACAAACGAAUGGAUCACUUAAAAAUAAAGAAACAUCACUGUGACCUGGAGGAAUUAAGGAAACUCAAAGCAAUAAACUCCAUAGCUUUCCAUGCAGCUAAAUGUACUCUUAUUUCAAGGGAAGACGUAGAAACUCUGUAUACUUCUUGUAAAACCGAACGUGUGCUAAAAACCAAAAGAAGAAAAUUAAACCGGAGUUUAUCCUCGAAUGAGCUUGGCGAAGAGCAGCUCUCCCCCGAUUCUUACAAUAGGUUUUGGAAAGAAAACAAAGUUUGGCUUAGUUUACAUGGGGCUCCCCAGCCAUUUUCAUCGAAAAGCAAACCUAUACAGCAGGAGGAAGCAAGCUUGCUCUCGGCUUCCAAUCUACCUCAUAUUUACAGUAAAUACGCUGGUCACGGUUACCCAGCGAUGACCAGAUUGCCUUGCACAAAUCCUCAAAACUAUGAAACAACUCAAAUACCCAGUAACUAUGUAGCAUUUCACCCGAGUCAUUCGUUUUUUCGGAGUGUGGUUUGCAGCAGGCAUCCAGUUUUCUAUCAAUCCGCCAUUGUGACUCAGCCAAAGCUCGCAAGUACGGCUGAUCUGACUUGCAAAAGAAAAAAAUCACAAGAACGCACAGGGAAGCACUUUUGGAAUUCCAGCAUCACCAGUCGGGGAGUUCUACUUGCCCCAAAACGCUGCAAGUCUAAAGUAGCUAAUGGAUCUUUGGAUAGAUUUCACAUCGAACACGGGCUGUUUCUUGGUCACCAACAAGGAACCUUACAGGAAAGCUACAGUAGUGACUCGGAGUCUAGUUCAUUUUCAGAUCGUGCUGAUAAUGACUCGGAUUUUGGAUCAAAUUUAUCCACUACUAGCAACUCGGGAACGUCUGAUGACGAGGACGAGGAGUCGUCUGAUUCUUCAGAUGUCACUUCUGAUGAAGACAGCUCCUCUCAGUCGGAUUCUAGCUCAGUUUCCAGCCAGGUGUCUGUGCAGAGUAUACGGUUCAGACGAACUGUUUUUUCAAACCCUAAUAACAAACCACCUUUAUUAGCACAGCCAACUUUUUACUACAAUAUACAGCCCAAAUGUACAAAUAAUACAGAAACAAUUGUGUUAGAGGAUGGCAUUUCAAAUGGGAAACCGCAAAAAGAUUUGAUACCCGCUAUUGUUACAAAAAGACACGAGCAAGGCUGGGCAUCAAAACCACGAAAAGCCUGCUGCUCCGCUGGUCUUGGGAGUUGCUUUCUCGGGACUAGGAGCGACAGGGUAUCACAGAACGCAUUCUUACACACUGAAAUUUCAGAUCAUCUAAAGAGGACUGACCCAACAAUUAACUCCGUUAAAGAGAGAGGCUCUUCACCUAGCCCAAAGGAAAACACAGCAUUUCCACAACAAAGAAUAGCAGGACAGGCAAACUGCCCCCAAGCAUCCAGCUCACACUGUGCAGAAAACAAUGAAACAAUAGACUCUAAACCCCCCGAUAAUGAUUCUUCAUUAGUAAUACAUUUUAAAAAAGAAAAGAAAAUUGACAAUUGCGGUAAAUUGCCGCCGGAUUCACGGAUUUUAAAAACUGAACAGGAUUUAAUUCAAAAUAUUCGCGACAAGGACAGCGACGAUGUUAACACAGGACAAACUGUUCUGCACAGUGUAAAAAUAAAAGUGGAGGAAAACUGUUAUGACGAUUACAGCCCUGAAGAUCAGUUCUUACAAAAUGGAUAUGAGUGCAAUGUUAACAAGGAGGAAGUUUCUACUACUGCCAGUAGCCUAACUUGUGAAGACAAACCUAGAGACACUUUAACACAUGCACAUGAAAACAUUUAUUCGUGCAUUGAAAGCCCAGCCACUUCCCCUCGAACCCAGGAUUUUCAAGGCACUUUAUGCACUCCUUAUCCAGAGGAAUGGGAGUAUAAAAACGGUGCGAGGGUGAGGAAGAACUACAGGACACUUGUGUUAGGAAAGCGACCUGCACUGCACACGACCCCAGUCAGGCUAAAUGUGAAAGCAAACAAGAGCCCGCGUUCUACAGGUAAAAACGAGUUUCAUGAAGGAACACUGGAAGAUUGUACAGGUACAAGCAAGCGCAAACGAGUAGCCAGCGGUGUCGCAUCAGCGGUGAAAAAGCCGUUUAAUUUCAUGGCAAAUUUCCCCACUCCACCGUCGCUAAUUAUUGGCAGCGAUGGGGAUUUGUGCCCUGCUUAUUCAUUAAACUCUCUGAAGGAUCCCCAACCACUUCACAGGGCCCAUCCCGUCUGGAAAUGGCAACUUGGCAGUUCUGCAAUACCUCUCCCACCUAGCCACAAAUUCAGGAAAUUUAAUUUAUGACACUCGUCAUCAGUUAAAUAUAUUGUAUUGUCUUUGGUGGGAAACUAAUAAUUGCUUUCACUUAAUCUGUUCCCGGAUGUAGUGAUUGUGGCAAAACAACUGCAUCUUGGAAAUGGAAUAAUGUUGAUAAGCAAGCUCUGAAGAUCGCAAUGGGAUUAUUACUGUUUUGUAAGACUGGUUUUUAUAUGGGUUAACAUUCCACAAUGUAAACUACUGCUGUCGUAUUUGGAAGUACUUUUAAUGUUGUGCACCUGGAUUUGGAACACUUUAAUGCUUUACAAUACUAAUUAACACCAAGUACCUCAAACAUUUCUACAAUAAGCGACAAAAAAAGUUUAAAUAGAAAAAAAAAAAAUUAGAAAUGAGCCAUUUAAUUUAUGCACUAUAGUUUUGCAAGAGUUUUGACGUAUUGUUAUGGUUAUUUUUGUGUUGAGACUGUAUAGUGGCAAUAUAGUAUAAAUGAAAAGCAGUUGUGUUUUUUUUUCUGAGACAAACUUUUGCAAAACUUUUGCUGCACUGUAAUGAAAUGUCUUUAUUCUCAUAUAAAUGCAAUUUUAAUUUAUGUGCAAGAGCACUGAGCAUUUUUUGGAACUAAUUUUUGUGUUAUGGGAAUAUGAUGGUUUACUUUGGGUUAUGAUUGUCAUUUAAGUGUACUUUUAUUCAAGGAAAUGUUCGCUCACUACAAUUUAAAGUAAACGAGCUUAAUUUUAAUAACGUUGCCAUAAAUUUCACCAUUCAACUAAAGGGUUCAUUUGUGCAUUUAAAUGUUUAAGAACAAUUUAAGGAAAAUUCAUUUGGUGCUAAACCUUAGCGGUUUGGGUUUGAUAGUUUUAAUCAAGAGACAAAUGUUAACGUUUGUGCUUACACUGGGAGUUUGCUGUUUUAGAAUCACCAGGUAGAGCCGCAUGGCAACCCCCACUACAUAUGACGUCGAAUAUGUAUAGUGACAAUCAGACAGAUUUGUUUACAUUUGUACAAACGUUUCAGGAAAAUCAAGGAAAAAGCAAACUCCAGAUGAAUACAUCAGUAGCACAUCCCUUGUGUUGUAAAACAAUAAAUUCAAGCACAAAGAUGAGGAGCCGAUGCACUUUGAAACAUUGCUAACUGAGCCUUAUUUUAUGUUUUCAGUAGAUAAGUUAAUUGGUGUAUCUUCAGUUUGCAUAUGGUUUGUCAAUGUGCUAAAAUAACCAAAUUUUACUGUUAGUUUACUGGUUGCUAUUUUACGUUAUUUUAUUUUUAA